Messenger RNA from Wallemia mellicola CBS 633.66, 2729 nucleotides. RefSeq names its product FAD/NAD(P)-binding domain-containing protein. The transcript is spliced from 5 exons. Lineage: Eukaryota; Fungi; Basidiomycota; Wallemiomycetes; Wallemiales; Wallemiaceae. Gene Ontology annotation, cellular component: nucleus; cytosol; Rab-protein geranylgeranyltransferase complex. Gene Ontology annotation, molecular function: GDP-dissociation inhibitor activity. Gene Ontology annotation, biological process: vesicle-mediated transport; protein geranylgeranylation; small GTPase-mediated signal transduction. Bases 8 to 1330 code for a protein of 440 amino acids. The record is from RefSeq and is a predicted model, not a curated record.
AUCUUUUAUGAAUGAUAAUAAAUUUGACUUUUUAAUAGUCGGUACUGGAUAUAGUGAGUCUAUAUUAUCCAGUGCACUCUCUUCAGCUGGAUACAAGUGCUUACAUAUAGACAAAAAUGAUUAUUACGGCGAUAAUUGGGCCACCCUACCUAUAACUGAAUUGGAUAGUAGUACUAUAAAGAUAAACAACCUCAAGAAUCCAAAUAAGUUCCUUAUCAGCCGACAUCCCUCGGUAAUACUCACCGAGAGAGGUAAAUCAAAUCAAUUGGAUACAAUACUCAAGUCUAGCGUUUUCAACUAUCUCAGUUUUAAGUUGGUCGAUAGUUUAAUACACUACAACGAUGGCGAAUUCACUCAAAUACCCAAAUCGAAGCAGGAAGUAUUCAAAUCGACGAUCAGCCUGAAAGACAAGAGAAUGCUGAUGAAGCUUCUACAAUGGAUCGCCUCCAGGGAGUUCCUCAAAGAAGAAAAUAUGAAAUUAUCCGAGUAUAAACCAGAGAUACCUAUAUCGCUUUUCUACUCUCUUAUAUACUCAUUCGGAAUGGCUAUAAACCUCGAUGAAGACACCCACUCGGCCUUUAACCGUAUGAGUACCUUCAUGAAUGGACAUGGUGUGUAUGGACCGUCAUGUUUCCUCUAUUCUCAAUAUGGCGGCGUCGGCGAUAUAAUACAAGGAUAUUGCAGGUCUAGCGCAGUACAUGGAUCUACAUUCAUCUUGAAUCACGCCUUAGAGAGUUUAGAGAAGUGCGAUUCAGAGUAUAGCGUGAGAUUGCAUAAUUUCGAAGAAACAUUCACAGUAAAGAAAGUAAUUUCAAAUGCGAAAAAUUUAUACCUAAAUCAGCCGUCAAGGGUGAUCAAUAAGAUUGGUAGAGCUGUUAUGGUGUUGAAUAUGCCGCCUAAUGUCGAUCCACUCCCUGAGUCGCCUAUAUUGGGAUACCCACCGAUGGCCUUUGGAAUACGCAAUGCCGUGCAUGUACAUUGGCAAAGCAGUACAUCAGGUGUAUGUCCUCCCGGAUACUACAUAGUUUAUUUUGCAGCAACCUUAUCAGAUAACGAAGAAGCCACCCUUGAUGAGCUCUUCGAGGGGUACAUAAAUAGUCUGACGACAUCGCGAGAAGACAUAGAAUUUUUAAUGGUCUACGUCGAAGAGGAACGUGAAAUUGAUGUAAAAACAGACGUGGAGCUUAUAAAGCAAGAACCUACUACAUUUGCGCCAUUCGUAGAACCUUCUGAAAAAGCGGUCGAGGAAGCCUCGAGGGUGUUUGAAUUGCUAACUAAACGGGAAGCUACCGAAAUGUUUGCGACUACAAGAGAAAAAGAAGAAGAAUGAAAUUAUUUUUUUAUGAAUCUGCAUUUUUCUAAACUAAAGCUCUUAUUCUCUAUCAACGAUGUCUGAAGAGGAUAAAGUGAAUAAUGUGCCUGUAAUUUUACACUCAAUUUCAAGCCAGCAUGCAAUUCCAGAGGAAAUGUACAUGAUUCCUUCAAACUGGAAGAGAUACCAGCUUUCACAGUUGAUCAAUAGUUUGUUAGAGAACAGCAAAGCUAUUCCAUUCGAUUUCUUUGUUGGUGAGGAUGGUACAGGUGGUAAAUUAAGCUCUGUAUUGAGUGAAAUAAGUAAUGGUGAAGAAACUUUACAUUUAUCUUACAUACCUUCUAUACUACCACCUAAGCACCUCUCUACCUAUUUACAUGACGAUUGGAUUUCUAGUGUAUCAAUAAGAAGCCACAGUGAUGCUAAAUUUCUCACUGGAAGCUACGACGGUUUAGCUAGCAUAUGGAACAGUCGGAACGAAAAGAUCUACGAGUUGGCUGGACACAACGGACCAGUCUUGGAUUUAUCCUGGGUUGGUGAUAAGGCUGUAACAGCUGGACAAGAUUCAACACUCAAGUUGUGGGAUAUACCAGAAUCAGGAAAGCCAAGUCAGUUGUUGGCAUACACAGGCCACAAAAAUGCAGUAUCGUCAGUUAGAUCCGCUAAGCCAUUGACUGAGGGCGAACCAUGGACAGUUUUGUCUGCAGAUUGGGAUGGUUUGGUUUGUCUCUGGGACACCCACAUUCCAUCAUCCCACGAAGUUGAGAUUGAAGAUGAAGAACCAUCAACAAAGAAGCGUAAGAAGACCAAGACGGUUGACGUAUUACGCAAGGCACCUCUUCAUCAAUUGCGAGGACACACUGGGAGUGUAAACGGUGUAGCAUUUAGCAAAUCUGAUCCUACAGUUGGAUACACAGGUGGUGCAGAUCAUAGCCUCAAGAGUUGGGAUUUGGGUGUUGGGUUAGAGAAUGACACGCGGGUUGGUAGCAGCGUCAUCCGCUGUUUGGACAGUCUUGUCGCACCAUCGACAAUUGUGAGUGGACAUGUCGAUCGUAGUAUUGCUUUAUGGGAUAUGCGUGCAAGCAGCAACAUUUCACAAAAGUUACUCGGACACACAAGUAUCGUAGAGGCUAUACACGCUCAUCCAACAUCUCCUAACCACUUCGCAAGCGCUGGUAUGGAUGGUAACAUUAAAUUAUGGGAUAUACGUUCACCAAAGCAAUCAUUAUUCACGGUUGUUAGAAAACCCUCCAACGGAAAGAAGGAAAAUGAAAAGAAAAUACUCGGUUUAGCCUGGGAUUCUCAAAUACUCGCUAGUGGUGGUGAAGAUUGCGCUUUACAACUUCAUGAAGCGAGUGCAUAGAUUUUUUGUUCUAAUAUAUAAUUUUAUUUAUUGUUAUUUCGAUAGUGAACUUGA